Molecule: messenger RNA, 532 nt
Organism: Salvelinus fontinalis (brook trout)
Lineage: Eukaryota; Metazoa; Chordata; Actinopteri; Salmoniformes; Salmonidae
Product: inhibitor of apoptosis protein-like
Exons: 3
Coding region: 82-399 (105 amino acids)
Biological process (GO): regulation of apoptotic process
Source: RefSeq, a predicted model, not a curated record
GUCGUGAGUAAAACUGUCUAACUUUCUCUUUCGUUUUCUUGCGCGCACGCACACAAGGCAUUUUCAGAUUUUCAACAGAGUAUGGCAGCUGAAGGAUUGUACAGGGAAAGGGGGGACAUUGUGAAGAGAUUGAACGAGGCCAACAUCAAUCGUCUAGUAGAUAUACUCUUUAGCCAAAUCGUGAUCAAUCAAUUUGAGAAGGAAACCAUAAUGGAGACACAUGGGCGGGCAAAUAAAGCACGUGUCCUUGUGGACAUGAUCUAUGACAAAGGUGAACGUGCGUCUGAGCUCAUGAUCACCCUACUAAAGGAUGUUGACCCCAUGCUAUACAAUGACAUCUUUUCAAAAACAAAUUCCAUGGAUUGCAUGGAUGGAUCUCCAGUUCUCAACAUUAGAUGAUGUGAGAUGACUGAAGAGGAGAAAAUAGCCACCUUUUAAUACCACAAUCCGGAGCCUGUAGAUUUUUCUGUUGUUUAUACCUUAUCAUCCUUUCAAGGUUAAAAAGCAUUCUGAAUAAAUAAUCUACAUUGAA